Aphidius gifuensis is the source of this 354-nucleotide messenger RNA. RefSeq lists its product as uncharacterized. Gene Ontology annotation, biological process: sensory perception of smell. The transcript has 3 exons. Bases 1 to 354 code for a protein of 117 amino acids. NCBI's taxonomy places the organism in Eukaryota, Metazoa, Arthropoda, Insecta, Hymenoptera, Braconidae. Gene Ontology annotation, molecular function: olfactory receptor activity; odorant binding. Gene Ontology annotation, cellular component: membrane. The record is from RefSeq and is a predicted model, not a curated record.
AUGGAAAUUAUCGAACAAAUAUACAAUAAAAAUAAUAAUAAUCAUGACGAUGAUAUUAUCGGCAAGCUAAAAAAACUUGAAAGGAAAUUAAUCGUUGAUUUUGUGGAUAAUCAUUUGGAAAUUUUAAAAUUGGCGGGCAUAAUUUUUGAAGAAUUGAAUAAUGAAAUAACGUCUGCCAACUGGACAAUUUUAGGCGACAAAACAAAAAAAGAUCUGAUGAUUGUGAUGAUGAAAACACAGAAGCCAUUUACUUUUACAACGGGUAAAAUAAUUCAACCAGACAGGGAAUCAUUAAAAAACAUUGCACAAGUCGCUUACUCACUGUACAGUUUAAUGAGGAAAACAACUGAUUAA